AUGGAGACUUUCAAUACCAACAGCGGAUUAACUUCUGUUUUUACUGGAGACAAUGUUACUCAGCAGUCCGGUAGUCUGUGGAGACCGUGGACUGGAAUAGAGGACAAAACUGGUGCACACAAGGCUCAUUCCAUUCAUGGAGACCUUUCUGCUGCAAAGCACCCCAAAACCCCGCAGGUCGUUCACCCAGUGAAGUUGUACUGGCCUAAAUCGAGAUGUUUCGAUUAUCUGUACCAGGACGCAGAAAUGCUCCUGCGCAACUAUCCGGUCCAAGCGACCAUCUGCAUUUACGAAGACUCCAGCAGUGAUGAAGACAGCGACGAUGAAGAGGAGGAGAUGGGGAAGGAGCUGAACUAA
Morone saxatilis (striped sea-bass) is the source of this 357-nucleotide messenger RNA. RefSeq names its product ripply transcriptional repressor 2 (gene ripply2). Gene Ontology annotation, biological process: embryonic pattern specification; negative regulation of transcription by RNA polymerase II. The transcript has 3 exons. Lineage: Eukaryota; Metazoa; Chordata; Actinopteri; Moronidae. The coding region runs from base 1 to 357 and encodes 118 amino acids. Gene Ontology annotation, cellular component: nucleus. The record is from RefSeq and is a predicted model, not a curated record.